This is a messenger RNA of Puntigrus tetrazona (Sumatra barb), 4481 nucleotides long. It is a transcript of the gene trim25l, whose product is annotated as tripartite motif containing 25, like. Lineage: Eukaryota; Metazoa; Chordata; Actinopteri; Cypriniformes; Cyprinidae. Gene Ontology annotation, molecular function: protein binding; zinc ion binding. The record is from RefSeq and is a predicted model, not a curated record.
AUCAUACAGAGAGAAAACAGGAUGAAGGAGACUACUUGCAUUGGGUGCCUUUUAAACAACGACGCGAAUUUGUGUCAGGGACAGGCUGUAUUGCAAUUUAUUAAUAGUGUUUGAACAGUGUUAGUAUUUCUUAAAGGGUACGCAUUACACAUUUUGUAAUUCAUUUUCGUAAAUAAAGUGUUUAACGGUGUCCUGCAGGGUUUAGCUCAACACACCUGCGAGGAAGCUAGCAAGACCUUGAUUAGCUGCUUCGAGUGUGUUUAAUUAGGGUCGGAGCUAAUCUCUGCGUCACGUACAUUGACUUUUUUUAUUCGCCCUUCACCUUUUUACCUUAGCAACCGCGCAGCAACACCCUGGCAACCACCGCUUUUCCCUCAGAAAAUCUAUUAUGCGUAUUUUAUUUUACUUCAUUCAUUUACUUCCUACACAUGUUGUGCAACGUGCGCGUGAAGAGGAAUGCGAAAGCGGGCCUGAUUUUCUCCCCAAACCUGCUCAGGUAGAGUCUCACCCUCAUCCAGUCAGACCGGAGAACACACACACACACACACACACACACUCACAGCUGGGGCAUUUACACACACUCGGUCUCAGGUACGCGCGGGGUCGCCUACAUUAGACUUAACUUUACUUUUUGUAACUUCAUAUUGAAUAUACACACUCGGAAUGAGUGCUCGACUGUGGACGGAGGAGCAGUUCAACUGCCCCGUGUGUCUGGAUCUGCCCUCUGACCCCGUGACCAUCCCGUGCGGUCACAGUUACUGCAUGGCCUGCAUCGCGGAUUACUGGGACAACGAAGGGAAGAAAAACGGCACCCACAGCUGCCCGGAGUGCCGGCAGACCUUCAACCCUCGCCCCACUCUCUGCAGGAACACCAUGCUGGCCGAGGCCGUGGAGCAGCUCCGCCGGGGGGCCCUCAGCUCCGCGGGGCGCGAGUCCAUCAAGAGCGCGCGGAGCGCGGCGUCCUCCGCGUCGGAGCGCGCGCGCGCUCGCAGCAAAGGGGCGUCGAAAAAGCUGCCAGGCUCGGCGGUGCCCUGCGACCGCUGCCCGCAGCCCAGAGCCGCCGUGAAGACGUGCUUGGUGUGCAUGGCAUCGUUCUGCGAGACUCACCUGAAGCCUCAUAACACGCAGGAGAAGCUGAAGAACCACGAGCUGAUCGCGCCCACCGGUGACCUGAGCCAGAAGAUCUGCCCCGAGCACAAAUACCUGCAGGAGUUCUUCUGCCGCUCCUGUCAGAUGUACGUGUGCUGGCUGUGCACCAGUAACCAGCACAAAGGUCACGAGAGCGUCUCCACGCAAGCUGAGAGAAACGAGAAGCAGAAAGAGCUGGGCGCAGUUCUGUCUGAGAACCAUCAGCGACUCCAAGACAGAGAGAGAGAACUGAAAGACAUGAAGAGAGUCUUAGACACACUCACGAGGUCCUCGGAUACGGUGCGGGACGAAGCGGACGUGGUCCUGUUGGAGCUCCAGGAGUCAGUGCAGCGGAUGCUGGAGCUGCUUCAGGACGUGAUGGUCUCCACCGCGCAGGAGAAACUCAACGAGGCCCAGGAAGUGGUGACCAAACUGGAGUCAGAGGUCAAACAGCUGAAGAAAAAAGACGGAGAACUGAAAGAGAUCAUCAGCUGCCAGGACAAUAUCCACUUCUUGAAGACGUAUCGUUCUCUGUGCUGCCCGCUGGACGGAGGAGAUCUGGGAGCUGUAACCGUGAACCCUGAAGCCACGUUUGAUCCCGUCAGGAGCGUCGUCAUCCAGCUGAGGGAGAAAGUGGAGGAGAUGUGUGACCAGGAGCUGGACAAGAUCAACAAGACGGUGUACAACACCACAGCGUUCACCGUAGCAGACCGCAGCGGACAGAAAGCAGGAGGAAUAAUGAAACUGUUCUCUGGAAAAGGAGCCAGAGCCACUCGUGCACAAGGACCCCCACCUCUGCCUUCAGUAAGCUCACGAGGAACAGUGAACACGCGUACACAAGCUGUCAGGAACAAUGAUCCAAGAGUUAACAGAGGUGUUCCAAACUCCCCAAGAUCAUCCAGAUCCCCGAGAGAGGAGAGAGAUGACCCUGACAAAAACCGCAGUUCGUUGAGACCAAGAGAAACACAAAGAAGAGAGGAAAGAGAAAACAAUAACGCAGAUACCUGGAGUUUAAGUUCAGUGAGAUCAAGAGGGAGACCGAGUGGAGAAGACCGAGAUCAGGAAAGAGAAAAUCAGGCCUCUCAAAGACGUCAAAGCACACAGAGCAGAAACACACGUGAUGAAGAACAAGCAGACCGCUGGAGUUUGAGUUCAAUCAGACCGAGACUGAAGAGAGAGGACAGAGAACAAGUCAACGGAGAAGCUCAGAGUCCCUCACAGCAGAGAUCAAACGCUGUGGACCGACAGCAGCCGGCCAGACAAUCGGACAGAUGGAGUCUGAGCUCUCUCUUACCCAGAAACAGGAGGAAGAGACAAGACACAGUGAAAGAGGCCACGCCCACUAUCCAAGAGGGGUCAGUGAGACCUCGCAGCCUGUCCCGUGCCAGUGCCUGGGGAGAGCCUACAGAAGUGAAUCCUGGGCUGUUCCUGGACUCACCUACUGACAGUCCAGUCGUCAAUCCUGCUUUUCCCACAUUGAGAGAAAUUAACAUUGACAGUAUUCAGGCCCCAGAGCCCAGAACCAGAGACGAGUUCCUGCAGUAUGCUUGUGAUUUGACCCUGGAUCCGAACACGGCCCAUCGGCGUCUGGUCUUGUCUGACGAAGACACGGCGGCCACCCUUCAGCAGACCUCUCAGCCGUACCCAGACGUCCCUCAGCGCCUCGACGGCUGGACGCAGGUGCUCUGUCUGCAGCCCCUCUCCUCCGACCGCUGCUACUGGGAGGUGGAGUGGAGGGGGCGUGGUUCCUCUCUGGGUGUAGUCAGCGGGUCCAUGUCCCGCAAAGGGGCGGAUUCGGGGGCGGGGCUCGGGUAUAACGGCCAAUCGUGGAGCUUGGAGCUGUCAGACAUGUGCUGCGCAGCCAUGCACGCCAAUCAGAAGGUGGAGAUCCCUGUGACCUACAGCCCUCGAGUCGGGGUGUUUCUGGACAGGACCGCAGGGACUCUGACUUUCUAUAGCGUGGAUGAUGAGUUGGUUCCUCUCCACACUUUUCAAGGGCUGUUCCCUCCAUCGCUGUACGCCGCAUUCGGGGUGGGCUGUGGGGUCGGCGUGGGGCUGGAUUUUGCCAUGGGACAGUUCAGCUCCGCGUCAGACAGCAUUAAAAUCUGUCCUUUGUGAUCUCACAAAAAACAUGCAGGUCAUAUUUCAUUCCGAAAUCAAAAUGAAAAGAAUCAAGGCUAUUGGAAAGAUCAAAAUUAUCUUUCAUAAAGAUUCAGUACUUCUCCCCUCCAAAUUUAUAUUACUUUAACACCUCUAGUAACUUGUACAAUUGUCUUUUUUUCAUUUCUGCAAUACAACCAUGGUAAUCAUUUUGUCUAGACCUUUUUUUUUUAAUCUGCCAAAAAAAUGAUUAUAUUAUAAAAAAUAAAUGUACCUAAAAAUAUGAAAUUACACCGUAGAUAAAAAAUAUUCUUGUGCCAAAAUUUAGCAUUUUACUUUCAUGGCUUAUAGCUCACUUAAAUAUUUCAUAGUAAUAACAAUGAUAUUCAUACUUGACAUGUUAAAACUUGUUGCUUUAAUUCUAAAGAUGUUUUGAUUUUUAUUGCAAAAUGUAAUUUAUUUUUCUCUUCUAGACUCUUCACAUGAAAUAAUUAUUCAUGUUAAGCAAAAUAACUUGUGCAUGAAGGGAAAUUAUUACUUUGUCAUUAUACUAUAAAAAUUUUGCAAACUUAUGGAAAAAUGAAAUGACAAGAACAUUGAAUUUGAUGGUUUUAUUAUAAAAAAACAAGAUAAUCAUACUAAUACAUGGUUCUGACAGCUAAGCACAGGAAAACACACUAAGGCCGUGGUUACUAUGUCAACAGCACAAAAGAAAUCACCUGGUGCUUGAUGUCACAACUUGUGGCAUCGUCUUCAAGCAUUGACCUUUGACCUCAAUGGCAGCAGAGGGCCUGAUGACAUCAACAGCAGGAUGUAAAUAAGGACACUUUGAUGCAGAAAUCAAAUCAUGCGUUUAAUACCACACACUUCAGCUGGGAUUAGAGAUAAAGCUAGUGAUGUACAGAAGCAGCAAGCAUGCUGGUAUUAUUCUGAAGGAGGUGGUAAUGCGAUUCACUUUACCAAGUUUCGAUUGUAUUCUUGGCAUAGCUGACAAAAGCUUAUUAAAAUGGCAUUCCUGUAACAGUUUCUGGACCAAACUCAUGGUUUUCCCUGUGCUGUCAUCAUGUCAUUUACUAGAAAGCACAAAAGGUCAGUUUACCACAAAAACGAACACGUUUACGUACGGUUUAGCUUAUAAAACGACAAUUCAGGCAAGAAAGACAAAUAAUUUUGGUUUAAACCCAAAAAGGUCUUUGAAACUUGAGUCCCUUCUCAAACUCGACAAAAAAAAAAAAACAUGAAAUAUAUUAAAA